AUGCGUUUAUAUACAUUAUACAAACGACAAUUUUUCGUUGUAUUUGUUUUAUUUUUUAUUUGUUUAUUUAUAAUUAUUUUAAUUACUACUGUUGGUCCAUCAGUUAUUCAAUUGAUUGAUUAUAAAUCUAAAAAUCUAACUGAACAAUUAUUUGAUCCGUAUGAAUUACAAUCGGAAUAUGUUCAUCAACGUCUUUGGUUAUCAAUGAAAACAAUGACUGAUAUCAAUAAUGAUUUUCAUCAGUUAAUUAAUGUGAAUAUUUCUGUGAACAAUUCAUCAUCAAAUGCUCGAGUUUAUAUUCAUCAACGAAUUAUUCAUUGUCAAAAACAGGUUAGCAUAAAACAGAAAAUUAGUUGUAAUAGUAAUAAUAGUCGAAGAUGA
Messenger RNA from Rotaria sp. Silwood2, 381 nucleotides. NCBI's taxonomy places the organism in Eukaryota, Metazoa, Rotifera, Eurotatoria, Philodinida, Philodinidae. The record is from the annotation of a GenBank genome assembly.